AGAGAGAGAGAGAGAGAGAGAGAGGUUAUCACCGACACGAUGGCAUAGCGGCAUCUGAGCAGAAACACCUCCACCAUGGACCUCUGAAAGACAACCGACACCAGGCUCAGAUGGGAUGAAAAUGCGGCGGCAUCGGGUGUUCUUGCUGUGCACGGUGGGCCUGUGCGUCAUCUCCUUCCUCCACUACUACAAGGCCCUCCACUACGUCUCCCUGCUCCGCGAGCUCUCCGCCCCCUACCCCAACAUCAAGUCCUUCAUCAUGGUCUCCGGCUUCUUCUGGAGGGAGAAGGGUGCGGGCGCCACCCCGCUCAGCCCCGCCUCCCCUGAAGAGGCCCCGCCCCUACCCGUCCUCCGACCGUCGGACAACAAAGCUCGAGGCGCGGAGGGCGUCGAGGGAGGAGGGAUGUCUAUGGGGAACGGCGGGGUAAUUGUUGGAGGCCCCGGGAUCGUUGGCGACGCCGGGCUGGAGAUGAGGUUGAGGGAGGAGCCGGCGCCUCCUCACCCGUGGGAGAAACCGGAGGAGAACCAGCGGGAAGGCGAUCUGAAUGAGGAGAGAGCUGAAGACCAUUUGAACCUGCGGAUCCCCAGUCGCCCUGCCCAACCUGUAGGGCCCGACCGCCCAGAGGUCCCGUUGGCGAGAAGAGAGCACCUGGACGCGUUUCACAAGAAUCAGUUAUCUGACCCCUUGGAAUCAAUGGGAGACCUCCACACCCGCAACCACAAGCUCCAGGAUGACAAAACACAUUACUUUGUGCGAACCAAAGCAGGAGCCCUGUGUUUCCGACAGGGGACGGAGGUGGCUACCCAAAAGGAGUACUCUGGGAAAUCAGGGGGGUCCGUGGCUAACGGAGGAGGGGACGGUGCUCGAGCCGCUGGGCAAAGGAAACCUCUGGAGGUCCAGCAGCAGCCCUCCAUCGCCCCGAAGGCCAAGACCAGGUCCAGGGGCGGCGGCAAACGGCUGGUGAAGUGCGUUUGUCGGCCGGGUUGGCACGGACCUUACUGCGGGGUUCCCACCAUGGUGUACCACUCCAACCUGCCCACCAAGGAGCGGCUGACGCCCAGAGAAACCCCGCGGAGGGUCAUCAACGCCAUCAACGUCAACCACGAGUUUGACCUGCUGCAUGUGCGCUUUCAUGAGCUCGCACAGGCGGUUGAUGUUUUCCUAAUUUGUGAAUCCAAUUUUACCGCCUACGGAGAGAGACGGCCCCUGAGUUUCCUGCGGCUCCUCCUCAACGGUACAUACGACUACAUACGUCACAAGAUCCUCUACGUGUUCCUCGACCACUUCCCCGAGGGCGGCCGGCAGGACGGCUGGAUCGCCGACGACUACUUGCGUACCUACCUGACGCACAACGGCCUGUCCAGGGUGGCGGGCAUCAGAUCGGACGACGUCUUCGUCAUCAACGACGCUGACGAAAUCCCGGCGCACGAAGGCCUCGUUUUCCUCAAACUGUUUGACGGCUGGACGGAGCCGUUCGCUAUCCACAUGCGCAAGUCACUGUAUGGUUUCUUCUGGAAGCAGUUCGGUUCUCUGGAGGUGGUGUCGGGCUGCACGGUGGGGAUGCUCCACGGCGUCUACGACGGCGACGGCAUCAAGCUCCGCCGGCGCGAGUACUACACCAUGCCGGGCUUCCGCAAGUACGAGAACGACACGGGCCACAUCCUGGUGCAGUGGUCGGUGGGGAGCCCCUUCCACUUCGCCGGGUGGCACUGCUCCUGGUGCUUCUCGCCGGCGGGGAUCUACUUCAAGCUGGUGUCGGCUCAGAACGGAGACUUCCCGCGGUGGGGCGACUACGAGGAUAAACGCGACCUCAACUACAUCCGCGAUCUGAUCCGGACGGGGGGCUGGUUUGACGGCUCCCUGCAGGAAUACCCCCCAGUGGACCCCAAAGAGCACAUGUACGCCCCCAAGUACAUGCUGGAGCACUACGACAGGUACCGCUACCUCCUGGAGAACCCUUACAACAAAGCGUCCAGACUGAGUGAGGGCUAGGAGGACGGCUGGAAGAAGAUCCGUGACAUAACUAGCAGGACCGAGUGAGGCCUCAGCACUGAGCGGAGCGGUACUGAACUACAUCUCUCAUUGGAGCGAUGCUACAUGUGUCUCCACCAGGCAGCACUGAUGUUGCAGGGAAUGAAAACUCUCUUUAAAAAUCAUAUUAUUUUGGGGUCUAAAAAGGGAAACUUGUCAUCCACCAUGGAUUUACGGAGAGAUCAUCGAGAGGAUACAACCACUGGAUAAACAAAAUUAUAGAUUUCCUCAUCCCUCCCUUUUUGGGGGAGGAGCCUAGCUAUCUCCUUUUCCGUCAGCCUCGCCCCUCUCCUCUCUUUCUUCACCCGAACAGAUUGGAUUCGCCAUUUCUCAGAAAAUGAGGCAGCUUCAAGGUAAAGAGGGGGAUGUUCGAGACGAGAAACAUGGAAACGAAGAGGCGUUUUUUGUUUUUUUUCUGUCUGUGUUUACUAAAGUUUAGGGUACCGUCUGGUGUUCCCACUCUCUUCCUGUCUUCCUGUCAUACUUGGUGACCUCCUUCCAGAAACAGACACACGUUCAGAUAUUCUCGGGUCUCAGUAGAAAAGUAUAAAUCCUAUUAAACCCCCGCUGGAGUGCCCACUGCCAAACGAAACGGAACUCGGCUCACUCAUGCACUCACACUGUGAGUCUCUCUGUUUGUGUGUGGCCUGUGUCUUUGUGUCAUAAUUGCGUGGUGUUUCGGGCUGCGAAUGGGGGCAAGAUCAGCGAAAGGAAAGAGAAAGCGAGAAGGAAUCAUCAGGGGAGGAUGGGGAGAUGGGGAAUGAGAGACGGAGUGAUGAGGGAGGACGAUGAAAAAGCAAAAGAAAAGGAAGCUCCCUCGGCGUUCCCAGUUUUCCCACAGUGUCUGCUGACGCACGAGUUGUUUCAGAGACGAGUGUGCUGAAUGUGUGUGAAUGUGUGUCCCUUCAGAGCUCACGCACAGCUCUGAAUAAAUCAAGCCCCAGUCGAGGGCAUCAGAGACGGAUGACAGACUCGCCGUUAUUGUUUGAAACAAUCGAGACCUACUUUUGGGAAAGAUCACCUCUUCUGGGUUCGUCUCUCCGUCCAACCGGCAGCUGAGAUGCGUUUGUUCCCUUGGAAACUAAAGAGUGUAGGAAAUGAGACAGAGAUGGGUGUUGUUAUGAUGAGUGGGUGGGUUCACAUCAGGCAAAGGAGCUGCAGCGUUCAAACGAGGUCAAUGCCGACUGUGGGUCUCCUCUGCUGUCAGUCGCCCACUCUCUGAAAAUGACUCCAAGCUUCUCCUGUCGCUUUCCUGUCGUCUUACUUUCUCUUUUUAUGCCGCCAAGUGUUUUCCAGUUUUGUUUGGUGUUGGUUUCCUUUUAAUCCUCAUCAACCAGGCUUAUUUUGUCUCCCUGCGGUACAGUUUUUGUUUUUUUUGCUAGUGUUGUGCCUGAUCAGAGCCAUGGAGCGAAUACUUCUUCACUCCAGGGAAGUAAAGAAGUAUUCGGUUGUAGCGUUGGUAUGUUUAGAUGGUUUCCCCCAGAGACAGAAAGGAGACGGUCCACUAAGAGACAGCUUCCUGUUUAUGUGUCACAUGGUUUCUCCUCUGUCCUGCCCCUUUAAGAGACCAACGGCUGGUCUAUUAACUCCAAUGGGAGAAGUGAACAUCACCAAUUAUUUCACUCCACAGCCACAAAAGUAAAUAUUGUAACCUUUAUUUCAGUCACACAUCUUGCAAAAAGUUGCAAAAAACAUGUAAAGCUCGCUGUUCAACCUCAACCAUUCAAGGUCAAUAUCUGACCCCGACCAUCGAGACAGAGUUUUGCAACUUUUUGGUUUCCUUCUAGACACAACGUAUUAGUUUUUCCAGCAUCCAGCAGCAAAAGUGAACUGCAAUCAAAAAGAAGAGCCCUGAAGCUCCGCCCCCGUUGCUGCAUAGCACAGUAUUGCUUUUCUUUUUUAUCCAAAAAGUAUUGUUUCCAAAACUGCACCAAAUUCAACUCUGCAUGUCUUAAGGGGUCAACACGUACAGCUUUACAUUUAGAUUCUUCUCUAAACAUUCACUUCUCCUUUUUCAAAAUGCACUCAGCUCUUUCUCUAACUGUCCCACACACACACACACACACACACACACACACACACACACACACACACACACACACACACACACACACACACACACACACACACACGUGUAUCCACUUCCUCUUAAUCCUCACAAGAAUGUAUCGUUUCAGUAAUAGAGAUAUAUUUAUCCUUCUCUCUGCCUCAUUUGUCCCCCCUCCCCCCAGCCGUUACCAUGGCGAUGCCUUCCCCCCGUUGCCCACAGAUCACUAUUAUCUGAACAUUUAUGGCAUGAGCGCUCGGGUGCUUUCUCGAUGUGGCUCGAUGUAACAAUCCCCACUCCACCGGUGUUGUUGUGGAUGAGCGUGGUGAUCUCGUUUGGGCCGACGGCAGCGGCGGGCGGGGUUUAAAGCUCUUGUCCGGGGGCGAGGGAAUCAUAGCAGCACGAGUAACGGGAGCGAGGGAGCAGUUACUUGCAUCUAAUUUUCUUUUAAUUGCGGAUUGACUGCAUCCAACAUCUGCUUCCUCCGACGCCUGCCGGUUAUUGUUUUCCUCGGCAUUACGCUGCUUCAAAGUGAACUGAGCCUCGAGAGGAAAGAAAAGUGUUUGGGAUGAAACUUUCAAUCCUGAAGUUUGAUGUUGUAGCUGAAUUUCACUUGCAGAUAAAGCUCUUUCUUCCCACCUGUUUCACUUUGCUUAAAGUGUCCUUGAGCAAGACGUCAAAGCACAACCUCCUCCUUCAUCAUUUAGUCAGACGUACGAUGAAAGCCUCAACGAGCGGAUAGGUAACGGAGGUUCAGAGGAGCACAUCAGUCCGUCACGCUGGCUGUUGGGUAGAGCAGAUUAGCCGACAGGGUGCUUGUUGGUGGCGUCGGCUCGGUGAUGCCCGGAUGGCAGCGCGGCCUGUGGCAGCAGCUGUUGGGGGUUUGGUGUCAGUGCUCAGAGCCAAAAUCCAACCCAUCCCAGCCAACCCCAGAGGGGCUGCACAGAGACCAGCUGUAAAUAGGAUUUGACAUCAUCCGACUGAGGAGACGACAACAAUGGAUUUACUGCCGUUUAAAAAGCUAAUGAUUGAUGGAACAAAAACAAAACAGGUGCUGAAUUUUAGAGGGGAAGAAGGCUCUUGGACCAUUUGAGUUUAAAUCCAAUCGUUAAAUCUGCUUUUUUGGUUGUUGAUUUGGUGGCCCUAAAGCUGCAUUCUCUCUAGUGUCCACCAGGGGGCGACUCCUCUGGUUGUAUAGAAGUCUAUGAGAAAAUGACUCUACUUCUCUCUUGAUUUAUUCCCUCAGUAAACAUUGUAAACAUGAGUUUAUGGUCUCAAUCUCUAGUUUCAAGUCUUCUUCAAUACAGCAUGAUGUUCAUUUAGUAAAUGAUGCUCCAUUUAGAGUCAAACAGACCAUAAAGCAGGGGAUGCUUUAGGGCGGGGCUACACACUGAUUGACAGGUCGCUACCACUUUGUUUUUUUUAGAAAACACUUUAAAGAGCUUUUCUAGCAAAACUAUCAUUGACGAAUGCUAAAGUAUCUAAUUUGAUGUGCAAACAAAACAAACCAAAAUUGCAUAUAUUCCCUCAAACCUCAAACACAAACCAUAUUCUCAUUUUCACGCCGCCACGUUUCUGCUUUUUCUGCUAAUCAUCAUCUUAGAAGUGGGAUCAGCGGGGCGGGGAGUGUUUGUGUUUAAC
Molecule: messenger RNA, 5720 nt
Organism: Anoplopoma fimbria (sablefish)
Lineage: Eukaryota; Metazoa; Chordata; Actinopteri; Perciformes; Anoplopomatidae
Gene: mgat3b
Product: beta-1,4-mannosyl-glycoprotein 4-beta-N-acetylglucosaminyltransferase b
Exons: 5
Coding region: 116-1993 (625 amino acids)
Biological process (GO): N-acetylglucosamine metabolic process; protein N-linked glycosylation
Cellular component (GO): membrane
Molecular function (GO): beta-1,4-mannosylglycoprotein 4-beta-N-acetylglucosaminyltransferase activity
Source: RefSeq, a predicted model, not a curated record